This is a messenger RNA of Piliocolobus tephrosceles (Ugandan red Colobus), 1294 nucleotides long. Its product is annotated as flotillin-1. Lineage: Eukaryota; Metazoa; Chordata; Mammalia; Primates; Cercopithecidae. The record is from RefSeq and is a predicted model, not a curated record. Gene Ontology annotation, molecular function: protease binding. Gene Ontology annotation, cellular component: plasma membrane; cytoplasmic vesicle; flotillin complex. The transcript is spliced from 4 exons. The annotation marks the transcript as partial. Gene Ontology annotation, biological process: positive regulation of endocytosis; positive regulation of cell-cell adhesion mediated by cadherin; protein kinase C signaling.
AGCGCCCCUCCUACCCAGGUGGCCAAGACUAAGCAGCAGAUUGAGGAGCAGCGGGUGCAGGUGCAGGUGGUGGAGCGGGCCCAGCAGGUGGCAGUGCAGGAGCAGGAGAUCGCCCGGCGGGAGAAGGAGUUGGAGGCCCGUGUGCGGAAGCCAGCAGAAGCUGAGCGCUACAAGCUGGAGCGCCUAGCCGAGGCAGAGAAGUCCCAACUAAUUAUGCAGGCGGAGGCAGAAGCUGAGUCUGUGCGGAUGCGUGGGGAAGCUGAGGCCUUUGCCAUAGGGGCCCGAGCCCGAGCCGAGGCUGAGCAGAUGGCCAAGAAGGCAGAAGCCUUCCAGCUGUACCAAGAGGCUGCUCAGCUGGACAUGCUGCUAGAGAAGCUGCCCCAGGUGGCAGAGGAGAUCAGUGGUCCCUUGACUUCGGCCAAUAAGAUCACACUGGUGUCCAGCGGCAGUGGGACCAUGGGGGCAGCCAAAGUGACUGGGGAAGUGCUGGACAUUCUAACCCGCCUGCCAGAGAGUGUGGAAAGACUCACAGGUGUCAGCAUCUCCCAGGUGAGGUCUCAGGUUGGAGCUGAGGAGCAGAAUUGCUAGGUUCCUGUGUUGUGUAACGCAGCGGGCGUUUAACCAGCAUCCAGACCUGAGAGUCAUUGAUGUUUAUUAAUCACUUUCUGUGUGCCAGAUACGGUGCUAAGCUUCUACAUAAAUGAGUUGUUUUAAACUACCCUUAGGGUAUAUAGGGUUUUACAAAGUCAAGAAACUGAACUUCCAGCAUGUUCCUACUCAUUCUGCUGGUGCAGCUGGAGUGAAAUCCAGGUCAACUGUCUCUGCAACCUGUGCUUGUGGUCACCCCACUAGUAUAGAGAACUAGUUGCAGCCUAUUGACAGUUAAUUAAUUCCAGGCAUAUCACUGCUUUUCUUGGUUCCCCAGUUAAUUCACCUGUAGAUCAUGGUCGAGGUCAGCAAACAGGCUCUGGAACCACUGUUUUGUUAAUCCUAGCUACAAUGCCUGCUAGCUGUGAUCUUGGACAAGUAAUCAACCUCUCUGUACCUGUUUCCUCACCUUAAAAUUGGGUUAAUAAUUAGAAACUACCCUGUUGAAUUGUUGAGGGGCUCCAGCAAAUAUUUGCAAUGUUUAGAAUAGUGCCUGGUGUAUAGUAAGCAUUAUGUGUAUGGUAAAGAAAUGGUGCCAGGUGCAGUGGCUCACACCUGUAAUCCCAGCACUUUGGGAGGCCGAGGCAGGCAGAUCACCUGAGGUCAGGAGUUCGAGACCAGCCUGGCCAACAUGGUGAAUGAAACC